GGAAAAAAUGUGCAAAAAUGGACGGUGUCUUCAAGAACUGUACUUUACACGAGGCACUGGCGAUCUUAGAAGAAGACUCUGAUUAUGAAGUCAACCAAAUAUUUGUGGAGCCUCCUGAACCCAAUAUUCAUUCUGUCGUUACAGCUAUGUGCUCAUUGUACGGAGUUGAACCACUAUCAAGCAUUGGCCGAUAUUCUGCUGCUGAGAAAAAGAAAAUACAAGUACCUCGUCCUGCGGUAUUUACCAACUACAAUCGUUAUAUGGGUGGUACAGACUUGAUGGACCAGAAUAUCAAUACUUACCGGAUUGGGAUUCGAGGAAAAAAGUGGUGGUGGCCUAUUUUUACCUACCUGAUUGACGCCUCAAUUUGUAAUGCCUGGAGUUUAUCUAGAAAAUCAGGAAAUCCUAUUAACCAACUUGACUUUCGGCGGCACAUUGUUCAAACAUAUUUGUUGCGAUUCCGUAACUUGCCCCGAGGUCCUGGUCGCCCUCUCACUUCGCGACAAUCUAAGACUGGUUACCAAGUUUCCGAUGAGCUGCGAUACGAUGCUAUUGCUCAUUAUUUAAUACCAUGUCCUGAGGGUGUGCGUCGUAGAUGUGGCUACAAAUACUGUAAAAGCCAAUCGAGAUUGCAAUGCUCCAAGUGCAACGUUGGACUGUGUGCUAAAUGUAAUUACAGAUUUCAUACGCAAUAA
Molecule: messenger RNA, 695 nt
Organism: Leguminivora glycinivorella
Lineage: Eukaryota; Metazoa; Arthropoda; Insecta; Lepidoptera; Tortricidae
Product: piggyBac transposable element-derived protein 3-like
Exons: 2
Coding region: 18-695 (225 amino acids)
Source: RefSeq, a predicted model, not a curated record